CUCGCUUUAGAUAUAACCCAUCUUGUCGAAGGGCGUUCUGUCGCGACUACAUUUCUUGAAUAUAGACUUUGUUACUGCUCCCGUGAGUCUGGUUUCCAGAGUUAUAUAUUCCUCAACAUCCAAUCAAGCAUCGUACCUUUGUACUCGACGUUUCUCCGAGGGCUCAUGUAGUUGGGAAACCACUCCUACAGCCAGUUCAUAGCCCUCUCGUUCGCAACUCGUCCCAAGGUCCUCCUUUCGGCAUCAUGACACACACGAAGCAGCAUCCUCUGGAUCCUCUGACUCCUCAAGAGAUUACCGCCGUCGCCAGCCAUGUCCGGUCAGCUCACCCAGACGAGGAUGCUUACUUCCGGGUAAUUUCUCUCUCUGAGCCUGCGAAGGUGACGUUGCAGCCAUACUUGGAAGCAGAGCAUUGUGGCACGAAUGGUCUUCCCCCACCAGCCCGCCUUGCUAUGGUCCAGGUCUUUCUUGGACCUCGGAACAGUGACCACUUCUUUCAACUCAAGGUUGACGUCAACUCCGGGAUCAUUGUUGAGAAGGAGAGACUCACAGGUCGCCAUCCACAUGUUGAUUCCAAUGACAUGACGAGGACGGAACGAGCAUGUCUGGAUGAUCCCGCUGUUCAAGCCGCCAUCAAAGACCUCCAGCUCCCUGAAGGCGCUACUAUCAAGAUUGAGCCAUGGACUUAUGGCACAGAUGGCCUCAACGACAUGAAGCAGAAGAUUACCAUGUGCUACUUUUACAUGCAAUUGAUCAGCCACCCUGAUGCAAAUCACUACGCCUAUCCGCUCGAUUUGUGUGUAGAGAUGUCUGGCGAUGCUCGAGUGCUCAAGAUCUACUAUCUUCCCCAAGGAAGCUCCAACGACAUCAGUGACAAAGCGACGCCUUUUGACCGUCGAAAGAUCCACGAUUCGAGCAUUGAAUAUCACCCUGACUUAGUUCCUCAACAUCGAACCACCACAAAACCAUAUCAUGUCUCUCAGCCCGAAGGCCCUUCAUUUGAAGUCCAAGGGAAUCACCUCAGUUGGGAGAAAUGGACGUUUCGAGUAGGCUUCAACUACCGUGAAGGAUUGACAUUGCAUGAUGUGCGGUACGAUGGUCGAAGUGUCUUCUACCGUUUGUCGCUUUCCGAAAUGUUCGUGCCGUACGGGGACCCAAGGCUGCCAUAUACCCGGAAGAGCGCGUUUGAUGCUGGAUCAGAUGGCCUGGGCCACACUGCUAAUAACUUACAAUUGGGCUGCGACUGUCUAGGGCAUAUCAAGUACUUUGACGGUUGGCACACGACCAGCGACGGCACACCCAUCAAGAUGCCUAAUGUCGUGUGUUGCCAUGAAGUUGACGACGGCAUUCUAUGGAAGCAUACCAACUACCGCACCACCAAUGCCGUUGUGACUCGCUCACGCAUUCUGGUCCUUCAAACCAUCGUCACCGUGUCAAAUUAUGAGUAUAUUUUCGCAUUUCAAUUCGGCCAGGAUGCCUCACUCCACUACGAAGUCAGAGCCACCGGGAUAGUAUCCACUGUGCCCAUCACUAUCGGCGAAAAGGUCCCCUACGGCAUUACAGUUGCACCGGGCGUCAUGGCUCCUUAUCACCAACAUCUCUUCUCACUCCGUAUCGACCCGGCCAUUGCUGGUCCCAAGAACUCCCUUGUCAUUGAAGAAUCGCAUCCUAUGCCGAUCGACGAUCCUCAAAUCCACAACCCCUUUGGAGUCGGGUACACGACCACGAGCCAGACUGUGGCCAAUGAGUCAGGGCAUGACCUUGAUCACAAUGUCAACCGCGUGUUCAAGAUCGUCAAUGAAGACAUCAUCAACCCCGUGAGCAAUGUACCCGUCGGCUACAAGCUGGUACCCCAUUACAGCCAACUCCUUGUGGCGCACCCCUCGUCUUUCCACGCACGUCGAUCAGAGUUCGGCGCCCACGCAGUCUGGGUGACACGCUACCAUGACGACGAACUCUACGCUUCUGGACACCACACCAUGCAAUCUCUGGGCGGAGAGGGUAUCGCGUCAUGGAUCAAGGAUCGUCAAGCGAAGGCAGAGGCCGGCGACUCGGGGUCGAGUAAUGUGCGUAAUCAAGACAUCGUCAUCUGGCAUACCUUUGGGUCUACGCACAAUCCCCGGGUUGAGGAUUGGCCGGUCAUGCCGUACGAAAAGUUGACUGUUGGCCUGAAGCCGGUCAAUUUCUUCACAGCUAACCCUGCUAUCGACGUUGCGGUGAGUACUCAGGAGAAGAACAGAAGUGUAUUGGUCAAUGGAGAUACCAAGAAUGGUGUCUGUGGGGAUAGUUCCUGUGCAAAUGGCACGUGAAUGCCUAUGGCCACGAAAUAUGCGGUAGCUUCGAUAGACACAUAAAUAACCUUGGAUACCUAACUUCAGUGGC
Exophiala mesophila is the source of this 2382-nucleotide messenger RNA. RefSeq lists its product as uncharacterized. The coding region runs from base 246 to 2309 and encodes 687 amino acids. The transcript is spliced from 3 exons. NCBI's taxonomy places the organism in Eukaryota, Fungi, Ascomycota, Eurotiomycetes, Chaetothyriales, Herpotrichiellaceae. Gene Ontology annotation, molecular function: quinone binding; copper ion binding; primary methylamine oxidase activity. The record is from RefSeq and is a predicted model, not a curated record. Gene Ontology annotation, biological process: amine metabolic process.